Molecule: messenger RNA, 2169 nt
Organism: Guillardia theta CCMP2712
Lineage: Eukaryota; Cryptophyceae; Pyrenomonadales; Geminigeraceae
Exons: 6
Coding region: 1-2169 (722 amino acids)
Biological process (GO): protein ubiquitination
Cellular component (GO): nucleus
Molecular function (GO): protein binding; ubiquitin protein ligase activity
Source: RefSeq, a predicted model, not a curated record
AUGGCGGCGGUGGAGGAGGAGUUGGAGGCGGUGAACUCUGUCUAUGCAGACGAGGUGGAAGGAGUAGGAGGAGGAGAGGGUGAGGACAGGUGGAUCAGGUUGAAGAUCAUGCCGGAUGUGGCUGGAGAUGCCGCCAUGGUGUACGCGUCACUGUCCCUGAGGGUUCACCUCCCCCUAGGGUACCCGGAGGACGCUGGCGCGAGAGGAGAGGUGGAGGACGCAGCAGGUCUGACAGAAUCGGACGUGAGCGAGCUCAGGAUGAAGAUGGAUGAUCUGUGCCAGGAGCUGCUCAGCGAUAAGGCGACCUGCGUGUUCCAGCUCGUGCAACUGGCGAAGGACUUUGUGAAUGAGAAGAAUGUUCCUUCGGAUGACUGCACCAUCUGCAUGUGCCCGUUCGACGAGGACGAGCAGUUCUUUCUUACAGUCUGCGGCCACUCUUUCCACGUGGAGUGCGCGGCGAGGUGGGUACACGACCAGUACGUCAAGACGUUCGAGAAGCUGGAAUUGGACGGGAAGGCUGAGAUGCCAGCGCAAGGAUGCCUGACAGGGGAGGCUGUUUGUCCCGUGUGCAGGACCGAGAUCAGUGAGGAGAGGACGAAGAUGUUGCGGGAGCGAAUCGACAAGCUGUACGUCGAGUAUCAGGAGCAGCGGCGAGAAGAGCAGCUGAAUGCCGAGAGGGAGAGGCUCGAGCAGGAGAGGAGGGCAGAGAUAAGGAAGAAUGCGGAGAAGCUUGAGCGCGAGGAGCUGGAGAGGACUGCCUUCGUGCAGCAGCCGGUGGUGGUUAUCGAGAACUACGACGGGGACAGUGUGAAAGUCUUGCGGCAUUUCAUGUCUCCUUUCGGGGCCUCUGACUGCAGACUCACGAGUCAGAGCAGCAGCCAGUCGUUGUACCCUCGAGCCUUCGUGUGGUUCUCGUCGAUGGACAAGGCCAUGAAGGCCUGCAAGAACCUGCAGUCCCGCUACAGCAUCCAUGUCGCUACCUACGACGACUUCAAGGCCUUGAACUCUGCGGGCCAGCCCUCGAACUCGGAGAGCGGGAAGGAGAGGAGCGUGCAGACAGCACUGCAUGUGAAGCCAGGGGCGAAGGUGACGAGGAUCACCAACGCUGAAGACAUCAGGACGAGGAGGGCAGGGUUCAUCGACGUUCAGAUAGCUGCCCCUCCCAGGGAUGGAGAGGCAAACGAGGAGGUCGUGGCCUUCAUUGCCAGUCUCUUCAACGUGAAGCGAGGAUGUGUGAAGAUCGUGGCCGGGCACAGGUCGCGCGAGAAGGUUUCCAUCCCCUCCGACUUCAGAGAAGCUUCCCAGGAGGAUGAGGCUGCCUUGGACUCGCUCUCGUCUUACCCAUCAAGGUCUAGCAGCCCAACAGCCGACAGAUUCUUCCUCCGCAACUCCCCCAAGAUCCAAAAGAGGAGCCCGAGGCACGAGGGAGCGUUCCACUUCCUCCCCGUCCCCCUCCCCGCAGACACCUCGCCCCAGUCCCGAGCGACUAGCCCGACAGAAGACCUGCUGAGGGAGGCCUACGACAGGUCUACCACUGGCAAGAGACUGCCCCACCUCCUCCACAAGAAGGAGGGCGACCAUGACGUGGACCUCUCCGAGAGUGCCGAGCUAAACAGCUUCAUGAUCGCAAACUAUGUGGACAACAGGAGCCUUUGGUUGGACCACGGUCAGUACAGCAGCCUUCCCUCCAAGUACGCGCACCUCCGGUCCUACUACAACACGAGAGUCGCAAGGUACCUCGAGAAGGCCAACAAGUUCCAGCUGGAGAUGAGCAGGAUAACUAGCCAGGCGCGGCAUUACGAGCUCACCCGGGUCGGGGGGAGGGAGCAGCCUCGGCCUGCCCUCCAGGUUGAAGGCAGGAAGCUGCUGGGUCAGCCACAGGGCUACGACUCCCCCCAUGAUACAGCAGCUCCAUCGGAUGAGUCGCCAGGGGAGGAGGAGUUCCCCAACCUUCCUACUGCAAGGGCUGAUCACGAAGCGAAGCAAGCAGCCAGCCAAACUGUCAUGGUGGUGAACUUUCCUCGGUGGCCGGAGCUUGCGGUGAAGAACUCAAGACUUCCUUUGCGGCAUCGGCAGCUCUUGUCCUUGUUUGACAACCAGUUCAGCGUAUCAGAGACUCCUCUUCCAGUGAUCCAUGGCCUCAGAACACAGCAAACAGCUCACGCGUGA